CGAAAACCCGCGCUUGAUAAAAAUCAAAGUCAAAAUCCCAUCAGGAAAACGAAACAAAUUGGGACGAAAAUCACUGGAAAAAGAACCGAACUUUUGCAUAAUGAGCAUAGCCACCGCCGCUGCAAUUUCGACCACCAUCCCAAUUACCUCUUCCGCCGCCGCUCUCCGCCUUCUUUCUUCUUCCUCCUCCUCUUAUUCCGCUCACUCCAAACCCCUUAUCCCAUUGUAUUAUUCUUGGACAAGGAGCAAUUGGACGAGUUCUAGCUUCACCUCAUCGAGAAUAAGAAUGGUUGAUGUUAGCAAUCAAAGUAACAACCCCACGCCGUCGGCACCUGAGGCCCCGCCAGACAAGCCAAAACCGAAGCCUCAACCGUGGCUGAUUGUUGGGCUUGGUAACCCCGGGAAGCUCUACAGCAGGACGAGACAUAAUGUUGGUUUUGAGAUGUUGGAUUAUAUAGCUGAAGCAGAAGGGAUAUCAAUGAGCAGUGUUAACUUCAAGGCUUGUUUUGGAAAAGGUCAAAUAGGGGAUGUGCCUGUUAUGUUUGCUAAACCACAGACUUUUAUGAAUGCAAGUGGUGAGUCUGUCGGAGCUAUUGUUUCAUAUUACAAGAUCCCUUUGAAGCAAGUCUUAGUGAUUUUUGAUGAUAUGGACCUUCCUUUUGCCAAGUUGCGAAUGUUGCCAAAGGGUGGACACGGAGGCCAUAAUGGGAUGAAGAGUAUUAUUAAUCACUUCAAAGGUAGCAAGGACUUUCCUCGUUUGCGGAUUGGCAUUGGUCGACCCCCCGGAAAAAUGAAUCCUGCGAGUUAUGUUUUGCGGAGAUUCGACAAACAAGAAAGUGGAGAGGUAAUUUAUUAACCAAUUAUAGCUGCUGAUGAAAAGCUAGUCUAGACUUUCUGCAAAACAAAGAUGUUGAAACUUGGCUCUUUCUCUUUCCCAGUUAGAUUUUACUUUCCAGACUGGCUUGGAAGCUGUGAGACUUCUUUUGCUUGAAGGAUUCAACAAAAGUGCUACUUUUGUUAAUACUUCUAAGUCGUUGGAGCAAUUGCAAUGACAAGACUAUGAGGCUAAUUUACAAGUUUGAAAGCAUGGAGUAUACCGACCUCUGAGGAUCACAAUUUGACAAAAAUGAGUUGGGCAGCGCAGAAGCAAUUCUUUUGUCCUAUAUGGUGUUGCUCAUUUUCUCAAUGCAGAGGCUAAUUUAUACCUGUUAGCUGUUACUGCUACCAUGGACAUAAAAUUUUGAUCUCAUGGAUGGAUUCUUCUAUGUAACUGAUACAGUAGAGUAGGAUAAUGCCAUUGAUGAAGGCAUCGUCACCACUUCACUGAUGCACUCAAAAUUUAAGACCAUAUCGAUUAUCAAUGUUUGUUAUUGUUUGAGCGGCUCAAGAUAUGAAUUUUAUGAUAGACAAAACAUGAUAUUCAUGUAGUAUGUUUUGAGAAAGUAUUGAUAAAAACAUGAUAUUCAUAAAACAGGACCAUAUCGCUGCUGAGUCAUUUUUGUAAAGGGUAAAAA
Oldenlandia corymbosa var. corymbosa is the source of this 1514-nucleotide messenger RNA. The record is from the annotation of a GenBank genome assembly. Lineage: Eukaryota; Viridiplantae; Streptophyta; Magnoliopsida; Gentianales; Rubiaceae.